Fomitopsis serialis is the source of this 2664-nucleotide messenger RNA. RefSeq lists its product as uncharacterized. The record is from RefSeq and is a predicted model, not a curated record. NCBI's taxonomy places the organism in Eukaryota, Fungi, Basidiomycota, Agaricomycetes, Polyporales, Fomitopsidaceae. The coding region runs from base 1 to 2664 and encodes 887 amino acids. The transcript has 7 exons.
AUGCCCCGGAGCGAUGACGCACCACAGGAAGACCGGUCUGCUCCGUUGGACCCGCGCGACGCACCGCUGGCCCUUCCUGCAAAUGGGAACAGGGACUUUUACGAGUUCGGUGACGAGGACCCGGGGGACGAAGACCAACUGACAGAAGCUCACCAGAGGGUCAUAGAUGCUGCCAUACCACGAAGAGCUGACCGUGCGCUCACUGGCUUGGACGAGCCUUUCAAUCUGGACAACGUGCCGAUGAGCCUCACCACUGACGAACCGAUGAGCCAGGAUGAUGUGGGUCGUCACACGUUUGAGGCGCACACCGCGGCGGUGGACCGAAAUGAGACAGAGCGGGUGUGGACGAAUAUGAAGCAGCGGCGGAUCAAGCUGUCCGAACUCAAGCGCAUGAGCGAGGGGGUCAACCGUCGGACGAUCAAGGAGGCGGUGUCGCUGCUGAAGACGAGGACGAAGGUGGAGGUGGACGACAACAUGAUCAUCGAGCCGGACGAUCCGCGCCUGCACUGGCGAGGUGGCCCGCACUACCUUGACUUUGUGAUGUACGUACCUCGCACGCAGGGUCUUCCGGUCGCAUUGCCAAAGGCACGUUCGAUGCACAACUAUGUCUUGGUGCUGCAGAUCCAGCAGCAGAACAGCCAGAUGAAAGCGAAGGGCAAGGCCGGUUUUGAUACGGAUGGACGGUGCGCGUACUUUGGCAAGUACGGUCUGGAGAACCUCUGGAUGGUCUUUGCGCCGAACGUGUUCUUUGCGGACAUGUACGAUCCUGGACGUGCUCCGCCUUCGUCUGGCUACAACGUGAAGAAAGGGGAUUCGCGUCUCACCCCGACGAGGUUCAAGAUUUACACGCUCUUUGUCGUGCACUGGCUCGCUGAGAUCCACUACCGGGACAUCUCUCUGGCCGACCAUCUCCGAUAUGGGAAAGGGACGGACCUGAAGAAGUGGUCCUUUGACGAUAUCUGCAACAUCUUUUCGGGCCCCGCAAUGAACGUGACCCUCGCUCAGGCAAGGGCGUUGGACGAGUGCAUGCCGCGAGUGUGGAAGCGAUUUGUCCGGGAGAUGCCAGCUGCGUGGAAGGAAGAUAGGUUCUUCACGGAUCACACACCCCUCAUCAUGUCAGUUCGGUAUGGGCAGAACGAGGAGAUUGGCGUGCAGAACUCUCUUGCCAAUGAGCGGGAUAGAUGGGGUGGUGAACGUGACUGGUCUCGGAUUCGAACGGCGAGUUUAGCCAUUGCGACACACAUUGGAGCUCGGGUGGUCAAUGACUGGACACCCAUUGACCCGGACGACAUUCUCGACCAACACGGUGAUGUCUAUGACACUCACGACCGCUACGACAGCGAUGACCCCGUGGACCUGUACACAUAUCCACUUCUGGACCAGGACGGCAAGGAGAAUCCAAUCUACACCUACGAGGGUCGGCGGAUCGCUCGACGGGUGCCCAACGAAGACUACGACCCGAAGCUCAGCUGUGGUGUGCUCUGCGACUUGAUGAGCAUCCACGACAUGUACGACACUGUGGCGAAUGCUCGGCAAGCUGCCCGACGUCGACGGCAGCAGGCUGCAGGCAAUGGCGGAGACGGCAAUGGAUCUGAUGUGGACAACAGCGAAGACAAAGAGUUCCGGGCCCAGUUCAACGAGGACCAAGGUGUUGAAGGCAGCGAUGAUGAUGUCGACGACGAGGAAACACGGCUGGCAAAAGAGCUGGACGCGAUGGAGGCGGAACGUGGAAGUGGCAAGGCAUUCGCUGUGCACUCCUACCCACAGGCUUUGCUCGGCAGAUACGGGAACGUGCAGUCCACGCGCAUGUUCCAGCAGUACAACAGUACCAUCCUCGACAUCGAACGAGAGCUUCGCAGGGGACUCCCGCCCCCACCGGCAGGAUUUUCCAAGGAGUCUCUCACGACUCGAAAGGUCAUGCGUCGGUUCCUUGCCGUGCUUGAGGACGAGGCAGCGGCUGCUGCGGGGGAUGCUGGGUCGUCUCGCAAACGGCCAAGGGUCCCACCUCUGUCUGAACAAGAAGAAGCGGAGCUGGAGUAUGUGCUCGCCCACGGUGGACUGGGCCCGAUCAUCGAGGCAUGGUCGUCACAGAUGUACAACGCGUUCUCACACAGGAUGCGGCCCACCGCUCGCUCCCACGAGGUCUGCACGGGAAUGAUGACCCAGGCCUUCACCGGUGCAUGGGCCCGCUCAAAACCUGCCCAGGCUGUCCUCGCCAACUUGCUCAGCCGUCUCACUGGGCAGCUUCCGCACGAACGCCUGAAGACAUUGCUGAUGGAUGAGAGCGUCGCACGGGACCUACGACUGGAGAACAUGUUCGUGGUCAACUUCGACAACCUUCCACCUGAUAUGCGAACCGGAGAGGUGUUGUAUCGGAACAUCAUCAUCCAGCUCAUCGCACGAACGCUCAGCCCGGACAUCCAGCUGCCCCUGCGAGAGCACCUUGUGGUCUUUGAGCCAAAAGUAUUUCCCGCUGUGUAUCAUUGGACCACCUUCCCGAUAUCGUCCCUGCUGGUGGAGCUCUUCGAGGACUUUAGCCAAUUCUUGCGCGAGCGGAACAUCAUCCCGCCCACGCAAAUUGAGCUGGUGGCCCUUCUGGAGCGAUGCCUUGCGUACGCAUACACUGGCAGCGGCAAGGUCCUCAUGACGUCCCUAACUAUAUAA